UUUUUUCACAUUUUAUUUAUUCAAUGAUUUUCUCAGUCAUGAAACAUACUAAGUGACUUUGAGCCAAUCUCUAGCUCUCAGUCUAAUUGACCUCAAAGGGUUGAUGGGAGAAGAUAUAUCACAUCUGCUGCAUUGAGCAUUUUGAAAUUAAGGUGGAAAUUGAAACGAGUUCAGAUUUUCUUUAUGGGUGGCUUUCCUUAUUGGAGAAGUAAAUUUCUUGUAUUGGAAUUUUAUCUUUCACAUACAGUCAGCUCAUUAUAUUUGUGGGUUUAACUUUUGCAGAUUUGAUUAAUAUGAUCUGUCUAAGAAUCUCUUGCUUCUCCAGUACAGUUCUAUGUCACCUUCCAGAAAUUGACUAUACUCAUGUCUCUUCACUUUUGGAGGUCCUGCGUCCCUAAUCCCAGUGAAUAUUGUCCACAUGUUUGUGAAUUUCAAUGGCUUCUCUGUAGUCUGACAUGAUAGUUGUUGGAGUGGUCAAGCAUUUCUGUGUUCUCAAAUAAUAUACUGUGUCCAGGUUGGUUCAUCAGGUGCUCUGCUAUGGCUGAUUUCAUGUAAACAACUUCCAACAGAAAGGAGGAAACCAUGAAAAUGAACAAAAUCUGGCUACCAGUAUUAAAAAACUCAAAAAUCAGAACAGUAAAUAAGCAACACUCUGAGACAUGGGAACUAGGGGCAGUUAACAAAGGAUGCCACCAGGCAGAAAGUAGCUAGUAGAUGUAGCCAUUCAAUGCAAAUUAGGGUGAUUAUCUGCAACAUUUACAGCUGACCUCCAACUGACAAGAGUUCUUCCCUCACCCUGGACUUCCCACAGAUAUAUAUAAACCUUCCUUGCUGAGUUUCUCCAUACAUCACAACCUCUGAGGAUGCCUGCCAUAGAUGUGGGCGAAACGUCAGGAGAGAAUACUUUUAGAACAUGGCCAUACAGCCUAGAAAACAUACAACAACUCUGUGAUCCCGGCCAUGAAAGCCUUCGACAAAACUUUAGGACUGAUGGUUACAAUUUGCUAUUUGACUUUAAGGAUGUCACUUAGAUUUAUGUGAAAGAUGAUAAAAGCCAUCUUCUUUUCUUUUUUUUUAGAUAUUCCUUAGCAAGGAGAGGACAUCUGUGGUACUAGGAGGCCUACCUCCACAAAACCUAAAGCAGUGUUUGUCAGAGUAGGAUUCAUGGACCGCAUGUCCUUUUUGAGUAAGGAAGCUUUAGUGUAUUAGCAACCUCUUCCCUAGGUUGUCCGGGAGCAAUUGUCUGCUGACAUCACAGUGACCCGGGCAAGACUGGUUGCCAAGGUUAGGGUUACUAGGGAGAUGAUGGAAAGGGGAACCUAGUGCAUUUUGAGAGAUAGUUGGUGGCUUUGCCUCUUGCCUGUGCCAGCCAUGACUUGUGUGCCACAAAGAUGCCUACAGCGACAGAAAGGAUUUGUCCUCGACGGUGUGGCGGUGGACACCAUUGCCAGCAGCUACAACACCAUUUUGCCCAAAGUGUGGUCUGCUUUGCCACCUUACAAUGCGCAGCUGGAUAUCCAUGCGGCCAGCUACUUUUCAUCCCCAGUGGUCAAGUCAGUGCUGAAGAAAACUGAACAGACUCGUGGUGGAACCUCCAGAGAUGGCUGGAUAGUGGAUUAUUUCCAUAUCUAUGGGCCAGGGCAGAGGUACUUGAACAGGAGAAACUGGGCAGGAGCAGGUCAUUCAUCACAACAGGUGGCUGGUCACCAUUACUAUUUAAUGGAUGCAAAGCCUAUUAAUGGGUUCAAUGGCCGAUAUGGUUACCGCCGCAACACGCCUGACCUCCGCAAGCGUUCUUCUUGCUUUGGUGAAGUCACCUUGUAUCCCCUCCACUGAAUAGCAAAUAGUAUCUUCCUGUGAUGUUUUUUCAUGAUUUUAUUCCAUAAUAAUAAAAUAUUAUUAAUUUCCUUA
Anolis carolinensis (green anole) is the source of this 1911-nucleotide messenger RNA. RefSeq names its product sperm microtubule associated protein 1 (gene spmap1). Lineage: Eukaryota; Metazoa; Chordata; Lepidosauria; Squamata; Anolidae. Bases 1372 to 1836 code for a protein of 154 amino acids. The record is from RefSeq and is a predicted model, not a curated record. The transcript has 3 exons.